AUGGGCUUUGCAGAGUACGAGGCCGCCCGUGCUGCGCUGCUGCAGGUCGAGUCGGCGCCCGGCUCUGCGAAGAGAGGCGCGUGGCUGGCAUGCGAGGCGGCCUGGGCAGCGGCGGUGGAGCUUCGGAUCCCCGAGGUCCCGACGGAGUUCGCCGAGGCGCAGAAGGCGGCAUGGGCCCUCCAGUCCGCUCCUGGGGUCUCGAGGAGGCCGUCCUGGCUGGAGGCCGAGGCGGCUUGGGCGAAGGCGCUCGAGGCGGAGCCGCGCGGGCCGCCGCCGCCUCUGGGAGCCGCGACCCCGGCGGUGCGCGAGGGCGCGGCGGCCCCGGCCGCGCCGCCGGGGCGGCGCUGCUGCGCGGCGGGGGUGUGGAAGCUGCUGCUGGCGGGCCUGCCCCGCAAGCAGGCGCAGGCCCCCCUCGGGGUGUGCGACCGGGCCGUGGGGGCCUGA
Molecule: messenger RNA, 444 nt
Organism: Prorocentrum cordatum
Lineage: Eukaryota; Dinophyceae; Prorocentrales; Prorocentraceae
Source: the annotation of a GenBank genome assembly